AUGCAGUCCCAGGAAGAUGCUCCACGCUCCCGCCGCCUCGCCAGUCCUCGGGGUGGGAAACGGCCCAAAAGGAUUCACAAGCCCACGGUUUCGGCUUUUUUCACGGGCCCAGAGGAGCUGAAGGACAUGGCUCAUUCUGCAGCCCUGCUGGCACAGUUGAAGUCCUUCUAUGAUGCGCGGCUGCUAUGUGAUGUGACCAUCGAGGUGGUGACGCCUGGCAGUGGGCCUGGCACAGGCCGCCUCUUCCCUUGCAACCGUAACGUGCUGGCUGCCGCAUGUCCCUACUUCAAGAGCAUGUUCACUGGCGGCAUGUACGAGAGCCAGCAGGCGAAUGUGACCAUGCACGAUGUGGAUGCCGAGUCCUUUGAGGUGUUGGUCGAAUACUGCUACACGGGUCGUGUGUCCCUAAGUGAGGCCAAUGUGGAACGCCUUUACGCCGCCUCGGACAUGCUACAGCUCGAGUAUGUGCGGGAAGCCUGUGCCUCCUUCCUAGCCCGCCGCCUUGACCUGGCUAACUGCACCGCCAUCUUCAAGUUCGCCGAUGCCUUCGGCCAUCGCAAGCUGCGCUCACAGGCCCAGUCCUUUAUAGCCCACAACUUCAAGCAGCUCAGCCAGAUGGGUCCGAUUCGGGAGGAGACUCUGGCAGAUCUGACUCUGGCCCAGCUGCUGGCUGUCCUGCGCCUUGAUAGUCUAAACAUAGAGCAUGAGCAGACAGUGUGUCACGUUGCUGUGCAGUGGUUGGAGGCGGCUCCCAAGGAACGGGGUCCCUGCGCUGCAGAAGUCUUCAAGUGUGUCCGCUGGACACACUUCACUGAUGAAGAUCAGGACUACCUGAAAGGGUUGCUGACCAACACCACUGUGAACAAGUACUGUCUGGACCUUAUCGAAGGGGCCCUGCAGAUGCGGUAUGGUGACAUGUUGUACAAGUCUGUGGUGCCAAAGCCAGGGUGUAGCAGCAGCAGCUCUGUUGUAUCCACAGGAGAAAAUCCACCCCAGAGGCUGGGUGCAUGUGCCAAGAAGAUGGUGAUCUUCUUUGGUCACCCUAGAGAUCCCUUUCUGUGCUGUGACCCAUACUCUGGAGAUAUUUACAAAGUGCCCUCACCUUUGACCUGCCUUGCUCACACUCGGACUGUAACUACCCUAGCAGUCUGUAUCUCUCCAGACCAUGACAUCUAUCUUGCUGCCCAGCCAAGGAAAGACCUUUGGGUGUAUAAACCAGCCCAGAAUAGUUGGCAGCAACUUGCAGAUCGCUUGCUCUGUCGUGAGGGCAUGGAUGUGGCCUACCUCAAUGGCUACAUUUACAUCUUGGGUGGGCGAGACCCUAUCACUGGACUUAAAUUGAAGGAAGUGGAAUGCUACAGUGUUCAGAGGAACCAGUGGGCACUGGUGGCUCCACUACCCCAUUCUUUUAUCUCCUUUGACCUAAUGGUAAUUCAGAACUAUCUUUAUGCUCUCAACAGUAAGCGCAUGUUCUGCUAUGAUCCUAGCCACAAUAUGUGGUUGAAGUGUGUUUCUCUUAAGCGCCAUGACUUUCAGGAAGCCUGUGUCUUCAAUGAUGAGAUCUAUUGCAUCUGUGACAUCCCAGUCAUGAAGGUGUAUAAUCCAGUCAGAGGAGAAUGGAGACAGAUUAAUAAUAUUCCUUUGGUGUCAGAGACCAGCAACUACCGGAUCAUCAAUCAUGACCAAAAAUUGUUGCUGAUCACCUCACGCACCCCACAGUGGAAAAAGAACCGGGUGACCAUCUAUGAAUAUGACAUUAGUGGAGACCAGUGGAUUAAUAUCGGUACCACAUUAGGCCUCUUCCAAUUUGAUUCUAACUUUUUUUGCCUCUCAGCUCGCGUUUAUCCUUCCUGCCUUGAGCCUGGUCAGAGUUUCCUCACUGAGGAAGAGGAGAUACCAAGUGAAUCUAGUACUGAGUGGGAUUUAGGUGGAUUCAGUGAGCUGGAUUCUGAGUCAGGAAGUUCAAGUUCUUUAUCUGAUGAUGAUUUGUGGGUCCAGGUAGCACCUCAGUGAUAUGCACAGG
Molecule: messenger RNA, 2023 nt
Organism: Pteronotus mesoamericanus
Lineage: Eukaryota; Metazoa; Chordata; Mammalia; Chiroptera; Mormoopidae
Product: kelch repeat and BTB domain-containing protein 6
Exons: 1
Coding region: 1-2013 (670 amino acids)
Molecular function (GO): protein binding
Source: RefSeq, a predicted model, not a curated record